CACACGAUACACGAAGUCCGAAGUCGUUAACUCUUUAUUUUUGGAGGGUGUUUCGUGUUUGACUAUUUGCUAGCUUAAAAAAUCAAGUCUGAAUUUUCCUAAAGCGUUCCACUAAUUUUUUGAGAAUUAAAAAAAGUUCGAGUAGCUAGGCCUAGGCCUAUUUAACGACGUAUAAAAGUUAAAUCAAAACUUUUAGUGCUUAGUUUCCACCAGGUGGCUCGAAAGCAGAAUGACGGGCAAUUGGGGCAAAUGAGGCAAACGCGAAUUGUGUUAUCGAUAAGAAAUAAGUUAGAAUUCUUCUAGUUAAUGUAGUUUAUGCAUUACUUUGAAGUGAAGAAUCUAUUAUCUAAUUUCCCGAUGAUAACGCCAAGUGAAUAAGCCUCCCGUUUCGAUCUUCAGUUACAAGUGUUUUUCGUUUAAAUUGGACCAGUGUGCCCAACUUUGUUUGAUCCAACUUAUUUCCAUCAUGAGUGAUAAUGCAGAAAAAAAAUUGCCAGACGAUUUGCCGAAUAUCAAUUUUAUGUACAAGACCAUGUUGGCUCGUGAUCCUAGUAAAAGAAGAGUCAAACCAACUCCAACAGUUGAAUUAUUUCCACUGACAAUAGAGUCAGAAUCAGAAGACUCUGAUUUCAAGCUUGAAGAAGAUGACUCUGAUUCAGGAUCUGGCUCAUCAUCCGAUUCUAUUGAUGAAUCAGAACCAGAAAGUAGUGUGGAACUAUCUGAAUCUGAACAGAACAGCACACAUGUUAAUGGAUCAUCAACAGCCCCAUUAUCAGAAGUAAUAAAGAGUCCUGGUGCAAAGGUACAAGAACCUAUUGCCCCAUGUAAAGUUACAAAUUAUCAAUUGCCUCCAGAAAUACCACAAGUAAGAGUUUGCUGCAUUUGCCUGGGUACACACAGCUCAGAUGUAAAUGAAGUGGUAGAAUGUGACUCAUGUGGUAUAUUAGUACAUGAAGGGUGCUAUGGUGUAACUGAAAGUGGAAGUGUGUCUAGUACUGCCUCUUCAUGCUCAACAGAACCAUGGUUUUGUGAACCUUGCCAAGGAAAUGUUAUAAAUCCACCUUGCCAGAUGUGUCCUAACCUAGGUGGAGCACUCAAAGAGACAGAUACUGGACUUUGGGUUCAUCUAGUCUGUGCGUUGUAUACACCGGGAAUUGCGUUUGGUGAAUUAGACAAGUUAACUCAGGUCACCUUGUUUGAAAUGCCUUAUUCUCGAUGGGGUGCCAAAUCGUGCUCACUUUGUUCUGAUCCUUGGUUAAGUAGAACUGGGGUCUGUAUCGGGUGCGACGCCGGAAUGUGCCGAACAUUUUUUCACGUCACUUGUGCCCAGCGCGACGGACUUCUUUCAGAGACAUUUCAUGAAGAAACUGUUCCGGCAGAUCCAUUUUAUGCAAAUUGCAGACUACACACAGAAAAAAGCACAAUCAAGAGAAGAAAACAAAAUUAUUUGUCUCAUCAGCGACAUCUCGUUUGGUGGACCAACAAGAGAAACACUGGCCGCGAUUUGUUGACUUCAGGACAAGGUGAAGAUGUGUCCCUGCGUCGGAUUCUCCGCAAAUUGGGGCGUCAACGAGUCAAAUUCCAAACAAAACAUUGGCCUCGUGCAAGUUGGGUUCCAACUCAAAAAAUGCCUCGUUUGCUAACCACCUGUGCGUCUGCCGUGAGAAGAUUACGCUCUAAAGCUGUCCUUAUGGCUGUCGAUGUCGAAGCGGAAGAGGUACGCGAAGCUCAAGUAUCAGCGUUGGCCGACCUUCCGAAGAAAUGGCACAUACCACCAGCUUUCUCUGUUGAAUUUAUCGCUUAUGUCAUCGAUAGAGAACGCAGAAUUGCUCAACUUAGGGAACAGACUACUUCCAUGAAAGAGGAAUCUCGGGAACUGGAUGAUAGUGAAAAGCAAUGGCGAUUGCGUUAUGAUUGCCUUAUUGAGGAGCAGAAUUUACUUAAAAAUCGGGAAACGGCUUACCGAAAUCAGUUGAACACGUUACAUCACAUUCUGUCAGCUGUUUCUCCCAAGCGUGGCUUUAAUCAUCCUUCAAGUCCACGACGAGGUAUUGAAGAAGGCACCUCUAGUGGGCGUCGAUCUGGUCGACCUUCGUCUCCUUCUAAAAUUCGGCCGAAUCGAGAUAGCAUCGAAAGUGUUCCAUCCCAGACCGAAAACUCCAACCAGAGCUCGCAAGAUUUCUGGGUGGCCGAUAUUCGAGCGGGGCCCUCAAAUCGCUUCUCGAAUAUGGUACAAGAAGGCCAGAGUGGAUCUUCCAACACCAAUGAUGUGAGUCCACGAAUGGUUCUUAAGCGAGUGAUGAAAUCUGCCUCGCCUUAUUUAGUGCACAAACAGAAGAAAGCUAGAAUGGAGGAUACUAGUGAAUCGCUGGCCGUAUCCUUGAAAUCUAUUCCUUCGGGGUCUACACGAUUCGAUCAGUUGGAUCAUUCAGUUACGCCUGUUUCAACUAAAGCUGAACGUGUUGCUCAGUUGACGAUCUCUCCGAACUACAGGACCAACGGUAACUCCUCCAUGGCGUCUUCACAACAUGCUGAAGUACCGAAACUCAUGAUAAAAUUGAAACCUAUCCUGCCUAAAGCCACGCAAUCAGGAUUUCCCUUCAUCUUCACAAAUUCGGAUUCAGAUCAUUCACAACCGGCCCGAAGUCGUAGCCCUUCCGCCACCCGUCCAGAACCAAGCUCUGUCACCGCGUUUGUAGAGAGUGCAAUGCGUACUCCUGUAGUAUCCAUUGUUUGUUCAGCUUGCUCACGCAACGGAAUCAAGUCAGACACCGUUAGUUGCGACGAAUGCCAGCGAGUGUUCCACUUUGGUUGCCUUGAUCCACCUCUAAAAAAGACGCCUAAGCAGCGCGGUUAUUCAUGGCAUUGCGCUGAAUGCGACCCUUCGGAUCAAAGUGAUUGAGUGCUUUCCAGAACAGGCCAAUUCAUCGCUUGUCAACAUCUUACUUGUAUUCUGAUUUGAUGUCGAACUAUGCUAAACUAAAGAAAGUGAACUGUGUCACGGAUGAAAGGAAUUUGCAGUCCGUUUAAUGGAUUUCAUUAAGUUAAAUACCAAGGGUACAGCAAAUUUGUCGGAGAAUGUUGAUACUAGAAAUCAUACACUUAACUUAUAUGGCAAAA
This is a messenger RNA of Daphnia pulicaria, 3120 nucleotides long. Its product is annotated as PHD finger protein 14-like. The transcript has 15 exons. The coding region runs from base 467 to 2902 and encodes 811 amino acids. Gene Ontology annotation, biological process: regulation of transcription by RNA polymerase II. The record is from RefSeq and is a predicted model, not a curated record. Lineage: Eukaryota; Metazoa; Arthropoda; Branchiopoda; Diplostraca; Daphniidae.